This is a messenger RNA of Micropterus dolomieu (smallmouth bass), 4012 nucleotides long. RefSeq names its product chromosome unknown C18orf25 homolog (gene ark2n). The transcript has 5 exons. Bases 323 to 1630 code for a protein of 435 amino acids. Gene Ontology annotation, biological process: ubiquitin-dependent protein catabolic process. The record is from RefSeq and is a predicted model, not a curated record. Lineage: Eukaryota; Metazoa; Chordata; Actinopteri; Centrarchiformes; Centrarchidae. Gene Ontology annotation, molecular function: ubiquitin protein ligase activity.
UGGCGCACGUAGCUUUGUGAAAGACUGACGGCUGAUGAAGACAUUUUAAAAUAAACACAUAGCUAGCUGCUAACAGGGUUCGCGAAGGUGCGAUCACACUGCGCCAAAACACGUUCAAAUUCGUCCAAAUUGUAAAGGAGUUAAGUAUAUUUUAGCAGUGCAUUGUUUGUGUGUCGCAAAUCAAAGAGGCUACAAAUUAAUGAAGAUGUGGAAAAGUCUGACACUGGGAAAAGAAGAAUAUAACUAACGCCGCGCAGGUGAGCUACUGUCCAGGCACAUUGGUCCAUGUUUGUUGGACCUUUGGGCUCUGGGCUUAAUUAGCAUGAAGAUGGCUGAUUCAGAGAAGGCAGAGGAAUUUGUGGAUGCUGAGUGCCCCUUAGAGUGCCUCGAUGAAGCACAAUCAGCCACUGCUUCUGUUCAGGGAGAGCAGGAUGAGCUUCUGAAAACAGAGACUACCACUAGUACCAGUUCACCACCGAGGGAAAAGGAGGCAGACAGCCCCUUCCAUACAGAGGGUGAGCAGAGUCUCCUCUCCAUGCCAUGUUUGAUGAAGGAGCUCCGCCGAGACUCCCCAGAGUCCCAGCAUGCUUCUACAGGGAGUGACAAGCCCGUAUCUCAUCAUAUCUACGAGAGUGACUCCUCAAACCCCUGCAUGCUCUCCCCCUCUUCCAGUGGCCACCUUGCUGACUCAGACACACUCUCCUCAGGGGAAGAAGGUGCUGCUCCUCCCGUAGGAGCAGAGGGCAACAUGGAAGCUACAAAUGAUCCUGGGCAGGCAGCAGGAAGGCAAACAUCUGCCCCAGCCACAGGGGGGAGGAAGUCUCGGCGUUCACGUUCGGAGAGCGAGAUGCCUCCUAAUGCGAUGGUUGCAAAGAAAAACCGCUGCCAGCCCACCAUGGUAGCCGCCGGAGGGCAGGAAAAACAAACCAAUGGCAAGAUGGCAAAAGUGAAAGGUCACCGGAGCCAAAAACAUAAGGAGCGAAUGCGUUUGCUGAGGCAAAAACGAGAAGCAGCAGCACGGAAGAAGUAUAACCUGCUGCAGGACAGCAGUACAAGUGACAGCGAGCUCACAUGUGACUCCAGCACCAGCUCCUCUGAGGAUGACGAUGAUGACACUUCAGGAGGUAGCAAGACAAUCAAGACAGAUAUUUCAGACGGGCUUCCAGUAGUGGGUCACUAUGAUAUUUCAGACACUGAUUCUAACCAGGAGAGUAUGAGUGUGGAGACAGUCCGGCCCACGGUGAUAAAGCAUGAGCUAAAAACACACAGAGGCCAGGAUAUGGCAGCUCACUCUGGGUGUAUAAGAGCUCUGAGCUCUAUCUCAGGCCACGUGGAGGCAGAGCUGUCGCACAAGGGAAGUUCUCAACACAACAAGGGCCAGAUUAACAUUGCUUCCUCUGACAGCGAGGUGGAAAUAGUAGGCGUGCAAGAGAAAGCACGAUGCGCCCACCCUUGCGGAGGGGUGAUAAAGAGUCUGUCCUCCUGGAAAGAAAACUCAGUGGAGCAGUUAAACAGCACAAAUCAACCACAGCUCUGGACUACUGUUUCCCCUCAGCCCAACUGGGUGUCCCCUCCUGAAGUGGUGGAUCUCACACUCGACGAGGACGCCGGACACAAAUACCUACUUUAAUCAACUUGUACACUGAAGACUCCUUAUUUCUUCCUCUCACUCCUCCUCAUCCCUCUUGCCUUGCCUCCAUGUUACAGCUGAAAUCCUUCCUAUAGUUGCGGCCUCACCUGUAACCGCUCGUGGACUCUUCCUGCUCCAGAGCACUGUCUGUUUUUAACUUACUGUUAAACAAUCAUAUGUAUCAAAGCCAUUCUACUGACGUGAUUCCCUGGUCAGCUCUGAAUUUAGUUGUAAUAAAAUGGCACAGCACUUCAAGUGCAGGUGGAAAUGUAUGUAAGAGUGAUUUAUCUGUUAAUGAUAGCAAUAUCCUACCUUAAUUUAAUACCUCAGUUACCCAUUGAUAAUGGAUGUAGGUAGUCAUUUUGUGUACUUCUUGCAAGCUGUAUAGUGAAAAUUUCAAGUUGCUGCUUGAGAGCAGGUCAGUACCACAACAUGGCCGUUGACCUUCUUCACUACAGACUCUAAACGGCAUAUUUUCAGCAUUUUUAUCUGCGGUAAAAACAAAAAUGGCAACUGGUAUCACAUACUGUUGUACAAGUAGACCAUAGAUUGAUUGCAAAGUUUGCUUUGGACCUGUCUAGGGUCAAUUUUGUUCAAAGGUUUCACCACUGGUUUCACAUUUAUUUCCAUUUGGAUUGAAAGCUUUGCUUUACUACACUCUGUCCAGCAUAGGUACCGCCUAUACUCCGGUGCUUUCAAAGAGAGGUUUCGUUUAUCUAAUUAAUUUAAGAUGAAUAGUUGACAUAUUGAGUGCCGAACUAUUUCUUGGCCAGGCACAUUUACUUCCCAGAGUAUCCACUGGUUGUCUAGAAAUAGUUGGGACAGAGCUAGCUUUUUUCCGGUCUCCAGUGUUUGUGCAGAGUUAAGCUUACCUGCUCCCAGCUGCACGAUAGACAUGAGAGUGGUAUCAAUCUUCUCUAGUGUAAACGCUACACCAGAAAGCAAUUAAGUAUAUUUCCCAAAAUAUCUUUUCAUUUAAGUUCAGAGCUUUUGUUUCUGUUAUUACCAUAUUACUAUAAGUUUGACCUUUUUUAAUGAAAACAAACAGAAAGCCACUGGUUAACACAAUUCUGAGGGAAAAUACAAACGCACUUGUUACAAACGCACUACGAAAUACAACUCAUUUCCACCACAACACUAUUCUAUGUGGUGAAGGUGUAUUGGCACUAGAAAUAAAUGUAACGUGUUUUGAGACAUGUUUUAUGUUGGAAGCCACAGAGUUUACGAGUGUCCCAGGUGACGUAGUUAUCAGUGAAUGUAUGACCCUGCAGUGCUGACUGGGUGCACUUAUUGUUUGCAUGCUUAUCCUGAGUGAAUGCAAAGACCUUUAAACCUCUGGGGACCCCUUUAUAACAACUGAGGAAAUGUAUUUUCCACUGAAUACUGCAAAGCAAGAUGGCCUGAAUGCCUUGAAAUGUGCACUAUUUUCUUUUUGAAUCGUAUAAAGCUUAUUCUUUUACCUUACAAAGCAGUGGAUUUUGCUAUCUCAACAAUAAAUAUUUUAAUAAUAGAUGUGAAUUUAGCACACAUAAAACAAAUAAAAGUGGUGUUGAGUUUGUGCCCUUGUGUGGGGCGUUUAUAGAAGAGACUUUUACUGUAUGAACUGUUUUUACCCUGAACAUCAGGGCCCGCUUGCUCUCUUUCCCUGUGGUCUUAUUUUUGUCUUCAUGCAGUACUGCAGCUACGCUGGUAAAUCUUUAUCAUCAUCCAACCUCACACAUUGUUUUUAUUGCAUAUUGAAUUACACCUACUUUACAAAGUGAUUCUUGAGAAUUGUGGAAUCAAAUUAUUUUACUUCUGCUGGUCACAGAAGGGAAGGGAAAAUCCUAAAUAUAAGGAACUAAACCAAAGUCUAAAUGAAAUUUGUUUUCAGUUUUUCUUUCCCGUUAUGAAUUUUUGCUAGUAUAAAUCGUUUCAUUUGAAAGUAAGUGUAUUUGUUGUGAAAUAAGAUGACAUGAAUUCUGUUUCAAACUCAAGAUACAAUAUAUGCAGCUUUCACUGUAAUGGCCAUUAUUUUACCAGACCACUUCUGCUUGCAAAAUCCAUUUUGCCAUUGUUCCUUAGGAUUAUUAUGAAAUGUUAGUAAGACUCAUGUCUGUAGUGAUAGAGGUUUGGUAGAAAAUUAGGGCAGUGAUGCUCUAUUAUGGUUGCACAUAGCAUGUUUGGUCACAUCUUUAACCUCAUGUCAGAUAUUAUCCUCAUUACCUGUAAUUUAGCCUUGCUCUUCUGUUAUUUUUGUUUUAUUUACUGUCAGUAUUUUAAAUUAACAAAAAAAAGUGUUUAUUUUGUUGCUUCUGCAAGUCCUUGACAACCUUGAAAUUACGUCUGUAGAACAAAAAGAAACUAUUUUAAAACUAAAUAAAUAGAGCGUUAUUUAAUGAG